AAGCGAAAUAAAUACAACAUAUUAAGGUCGAAUCAGACCUACUGUCUAUGUCUUUGACAUAAGUACUUACUACACUCCGUAGUUAGGUGGUUGACGUAUCGGCUAAUCUUCUCACUGGUCGUGUAACAUGAUACUAUUCAAUGGGAAGGGUGAAUUUGACGCAAAAAAUACAUACUAAGUAUAUAGACUUGAGAAGUAUAGCCAUCAUAGCAUAAAUGCGGAGGUGACUAAGAUCAUCCACAAACUUCGCCUUAAGAGGUGGUGAGACAUUUUUAAUAUCGUAUCUGUUGUGUCUCGCGCACUUUCACUUUGUGCUAUCUAUAUCUGGAAUGUGCCGAAGUCGAACUUUAUUUGGUUUUCUUCAUUUCAAAAUUGUUGAAAGGAAUCAUUCAUUGUACAAUAAAUGAAAACUUCUAUUCCGCCGCUCACGCCGACAUUGUAUAAAUCAUCUUACUACAACGAAAGAAGUGUGAAUAAUAGAACGCGAACUACAUACUGAAUAAAGACAUAGUAGUUGUACCUACAACGAAAUAAGGAGAAGCGUCUUUCAUACUUAAGGAGAAAGAAAUGGUCCUGCUCUCGGCCUCUGAACACACGGCGCUAAUAUCGUAACGAAGUAGAAGACAAACGGGUAGGCUAAGCGAUACUCGUGCAGACGACGACGACAGAGGUAUAGUAAACGGACAACGGAGGACAAACGCCGCAAAGAAGAAGAGAAGUCUAGAAGCAGGACGCGCAAUUCUAGAUGACGAAGUUCAGUAUCAGUUUGAUGCAGCUUUCUACCACGCCGUAGUAUUAUUCAUCUGAAAAGUGAAGCAACGGAAAAAUGGCUUUUUUAAUACUGCAAUCUCUUCAGACGGAAAUACAACUUCAAACUUCUUCUAUAUUUUCGGAACAACGAAAAUCUUCUUCUAUCAAAAUAUCAUGCAAGAACUUAUCCACACGUAGCAGGAACUUGUAUUCGAACUUCUCCUAUAGUGGACGCGCAAAGGAACAACUUCUACUCUUGCAUUCUGAGGAAGAUUCGGUGGAGGACGCACUGCGUCCGCCGCCAGUCACCGGAGAAGACUAAACAGUAGAACACGUAAACUACUACUACGCUUCUUCUUCAUAAAGACAGCAAAGAUUUUUGUAGAAAGAAAGGAGACGAGGAAAACAGAGAAGCUGCUAGAAUUUUAGAAACUCUACAGCCUAGCCAUAGAGGAGAUAAAGGAGCCGCGGAAUCUCUUCUAGCAGAGAAAGGAGAAACGCUUCUUCUGCUUCUUGAUAACUCCUUCGUGGUACAACAUACCGUACUAGUACAACAAGGGGCUACUACGUAUAAAAAGCUAGAAUACAACGAGAACAACCAGCGACAUUUUGUUUUCUCAGCGACGCAAAAAUUUCAAAAAAACGACACCAGCAAGAACAAACGUAGCGACGACAAACACAACAGCGACAACAUCGAAAUGAGCGGCAAGAUGGCUGGUGGUGGCUCUUCCUCUUCGUCGGGGCUUAAUCCGAACCAACUGGCUGCGAUGAAGGUUUUUUGCACAACGUUUACUUUUGGUCUUCUAUCUCUAUCGUUCAUGUCAAGCUUCAGAUCAAUUAAGUACAAAAAAUUGUCAACAUUCAUCUCACCACCUAAAUUUCUUACACACAAUAUCACAAUAUGAAUAAAUCACAGACCCAAUGCGAAUCCUCUUGGUUCAUUGACCCGCAACGGGCUAAGACCCUCAUCCGCUUUGUCGGUCUAAAGGGAGAAUUGAAACCGUUUGGUAGUUAUACCAGUGGUCUGAUCACAAAGACAAGCGAUUUGGACGUCAUGUACGAACGCCACGAAGAAGAAAGGGACAUGCCGGCAGUCAGUAUCCUCCAAAAAUUCAUGGAUGCAUUGUCCGAAUUGGGUACUAAUUUCUAUUUUUUAUGAUACAGUGUAUGGUAGUAUGGAUUGAGGUUCACAUGAUAGUACUAAUAUGGUAGUUAGUAUAGAUUUCAUCCGUAGCUACUAGGACUACAUCAUGGUUGAACUACGGACUGAGGAAACAAGAUAAACAUUUAAGUAUUCCAACGUAGAAGUGCUUUCUUACUUUCUCUACUCAACAUUGAGAUUGUAAGCAUAGUGCGUUGUUCCUCAAAUAAAUUGAACCCGUCAGCAGCACAGCAGCUAGAACGAGCAAACCAUAAUCAAACUACCUCCACAGGUUUCGUGAACUUCGUCACCGUUUUCCAAGCGGCUUUGCCCCUCCUCAAACUGAUGGACCGACACGGUGUGGACAUCGAUAUCUGUGUGGACAACCAUCUCGGCUAUCGCAAUUCCUUACUCAUGGGAAGUUAUGCCAGAAUUGACCGCAGGGUUUCGGAUUUCAUCCGAAGAGUCAAGUGCUUUGCAAAGAGAUUCGAGAUCGUAGGCAGCACAGAUGGCCACCUAAACAGCUAUGCCUGGACUCUGAUGGCAGUGUAUUACUUGAUGCACACGGAGCCCUUCCCAGUGCUGCCGAAUUUACAAGCAUUGGGACUGCAGGACCCGGGGACUGUGAAAAAGUAGAUUAAUAUUUUUCUAUUCGAUUUUAGGUGAAUUAUGAUAGUCGUGUUGAAGCUGCGCAGUUGGCUGAGUGGUUUAGAGGCGUUGGCCUCUGUACACUUAUCAGAAGCACUUCUUGCGUUGUUCAUGAAGCACUUUAUUUACACUAUAUUAUAGUACUUCUACAAGAACACGACUUUGCCUCUAACUACAGCACACUACACUACACUCCUACACGUACACAGGACAAUCCCCGAUUCUCGUUGGGGCCAGGAGCGCGAGUGGAACGUCACUUUCUUUCUCGAAGUGCAAAAGAUCCCGCCAAGCGUAAACGCACGACCAGUGCAAGAGCUACUUGCCGAGUUCUUCGACUACUAUGCCAACAAAUUCGAGUGGUCCGCCAAGGCUGUGUCCAUCAGGCAGGGCAUGACGGAGUUUGAUUCCGAAACUGGGGUAGAACGAAAAGCACUUGACGAAUUCGUCGUCUCGCAAAUGGAGCGGGAGAAACAGGAUUGGUGCAUAGAAGAUCCGUUCGAUUUGUGCCAUAAUUUGGCGGGAAACGUCACUGCAAGGGGCAAAAAAAGGAUAAUGGCAGCACUGCGAAAGGCGACAACAGAAAUACACUCACAAGGACCGGAGAAAUUGACGCAAACUUUGCAUGAGGUACUGUGAGAAGCUGCUUUUUUUGUACUUGUACAAAGGCUACAAAUUAAUAUGGUAGGGGUCUAGUUCAUUAUAGUUUUCUUGCCAUGAAAAAGAAGUUGAUGCCGGAUCAAACUCCACCACAACAGCUCUGUCCCGUAUCCUGGCGACCGGAGAGUGUUUACAUGAAGUGCCGAGUGAAUCUGGAGAAGAUCACCGAGGAGGAGUUUGUGGAAUCCUUUUCUGAAGUGGGUUUUGAGCAGGAUGUAGUAUUGUGGUGGCCUAGCGGUGGUCGUGGUCAGGUCCUCGACGCUUUUCUGCAGUUCAAGACGGAUCGUACUACUUCUAGAAUUGAUUUCAUUCAAAAAGUUUUGGAAGAACAUGUUUGAACCUUCAUCGCGACGUCAUGUUGAUCGAAGAAGCUUUUAUUGUAUUUGUUAUGUUCAGAAAGUGGAUUUUCUGUAUUGGUCGAAGCCCAUUUCUGUUCACGAUGAUCCUUAUAAUAAAUCGUUUCCCAGGUGACCGCAAGCGAGCGCACACGAAGUCAGAGUCAUACGUAGGAAGCUGGCAGAUCCGAUUGCUGUAUUGCUGCUGUGCUGUCGUGCAGGAUGUACUACUUGUUUUUUUAGACAUAGUGCGCUGUACUACGAAAACACAUCCAUGAUGGAAAGAAAUGUUUUUCAGCAGAUGCAAGACAGCUUUGACUGUCUACACUGUGAAGAACAACCCAUUUUUGUCACUACCUCUGACAGUAAGAAGUUGUGAAAUUAAAUUUGAAUCGUAUGUGAGGAUCAACGAUCGUCUUCGCAUGAUGAGAUACUUUCGUUUCUUCCCAACAACUACUCGUUGGAUGAGGAAAGAACGAAAUUUUGUCACUACCUCUGACUCCACGACGUGGGAAAUUCUUCUAUGAGCAAGCCAGAAAGGAUCAAAAUCCACAUCAUAAGCCCUAAGCCCUAAGGACCCCAACCCCACGACCACAUCAGGCUUACCACGACAACAAUGCGCAUUUGCAACAAGCGGUUAUUAAGUGUAAAAAAGGAACCGAUGCGGCGUUGACACUUCCACUGCCAGUGUUCCCAUCAGUGAAAAGCGCAAUUUCGGCGGUGGCAGCACAAGAUCCGAAACAAAAAAAUUUUCAAGCGUUGAGACAGUAUUACUUCUCUUUUUUGAAUUUUUGCUGUUCUCCACAGUUUUCUUUCCGGCUUGUGCUUCGUGAUCACCAGUCGUGUAUUUAUCCUUCUCUCUUCUAUUGAUUUUACACUGAAGAUGUAUUUCUCAAUUCUAAACUCUACUAAGUAACUCAUCUCUUCACUCCCACACUCGACUCUCAAUUAACUUAUAAACUCCUCUCUCGUUAACAACUUCUCAGCUUGUACUUCAUCGCGCAGAACCAAGUGCAUUUGACCAACAACGAGAAUCGAAAAGCAGAGGAUUUCACGGUAGAUGCCAUCCGCAACUUGGGACAGUCAAUGACCACCGCCACCUACCUCUUGGGUCAAAUGGACUCCACUUUCCUUGAGCAUUUCCUUCAAGAUCCACGAAACGCACCGUUGAUUUCGCAAUUGCAAGAGUUACAUCAUUUGUAUCUGCGACUGGAGAAGGGCGAAUUGCCGGAGAUUCUGGCAGGCGACACAACGACGCCAAGAGGAGGAGCGAUAUCAGACGAGGUGGGGAGUGUGAAAGGCGAUCUUGGAGGUGGUCCGGGAGCACAUCAACAUCAGCAUCAUCACGUAAUCUCUGGGGAUGAAGUUGGAGGACCGGGAGUAGGAGCAGCGGCUGCAACAGCUAUUUUGACUGGGAACGCUGGAGUGGUGGUCUCCGGAGGUCUCGGAGGAGGUAGUGCAAAUCAUGCUGCAGGAGGAGUGCCGCCAGGUGGGCUUGUUCCCGGAGGACAUGCACAACAUCAGAACAACAACAGUAGAGCAGCUGGAAGACACCCUCCACAAGUAGCACCUCCUGUUAUGCAAGGAGCUCAGGUGGAUCCAUCACAACACCCACAAGUGCAAGCGCAACACUCAGCACAAGUACAAGCGCAACACCCUCCACAGGCAGCACAACACCCACAGGCAGCACAACACCCACAGGCAGCUCAACAACACGGACCAACCGGAGGAACGCCAAUAGAUCAUCAGAUUGCCGGUCCGCCAGGUAUGACUACAGGAGGACUGCCACUAGGCAAAACACCACAGCAACUCUCCAACGACAUCCUACAUGGCCUACACAGGCUCAUUCCCAACCUACCGUCUGCAGUCCCAAAUGAAUUCUUGUCAACAACAUUCAGCAAUGCGGCAUUCAUGCCGCCGGCGGAGCUUAGGAGGACUUUGUUGGAGGUACUAGUGUAUCUGGCUUUUUUUCUCUUGCUUUUUAACUAGGAUGUUCGUUGUAGCACUAGAAAUAUGAUGAGGGCAUGAUGAGUAUAAUUUCCUAUCCUCUUGUUUGUCCGAUCCUAUUCCGACGAUCGUUCAUGCUCGCUUCUUCAACACUCAGAUCAAUUCUGUAGCAAGCGCAGCGAAGAAGCCGGAUAUUCAACAGCAGGUCACUGGAAAAAAGUCGGCGCAGCAAAAUAUGGUUUUUGCUUCGUGGGUGGAGUCAGUCAUCAAAGAUCAUGAAGCCGUUUAUGCAGUGCAUGGCGCAGCUGGUAGGGCACGAGGCGACAACAAUCCUAGUGCUGGAGCAGGUGGACAACAGGGACAAGGUGGGCUCCCACCAGGUGGUGCACAGCAUCAAAGUGGAAUCCCUGGUAAUGGUGCCAGUGGCGGUCCAGCUAAUGGUCAAGCUCAAGGUCAAGGCCAACACCAACAGGUUCCGGGAGUGAUGACACGUCCACGCGGAGGCAAUCAACGCGGAGGACCUCCACAGCACUUGGCUCAAACUGGAGCUGGUGGUCCACAACACAUGAUGGGACAACAACCACCUAGUAUCAUGGGCAAAGGAGGUCUCGGGAAUUCUGCUGCCGCGGUUAGUAGCUCGUAUCCCGGUGGCUUGCCUGCUCCGCCACCAGGCAUGGGUCCAGGCCCACUAGGGCCUGGUCCGCCAGUGGUCGUUGGACGGGAUGCAUUGAAGGGGAGAGGGAAGAAAAAUAAUCCAGCAAACGCAGGCGUCGCCUAUCCACCACAACAGCCAGCAGGAGGACCGCAAUUACAGUUGUUAUGGAUGGACUUUGUGACUUUAAGUUUCGUAUGAACUAUUAUCGUAAAUCGUCUUCGACUUUUUGAAGUUAAUAAUUGCCUGUUUACCAGUAAAGACCACCUGACAAAUUUUCCCUCUUUCCUCAUAUCGUCCCCUCUUCUCCCAGCUUCUAAUGAUUCCGAUCAGUAGCGCCGGCGACAUUUCCAAUUCGAGCGACCCGACCAAUGAGCACUCGAGCUCAAGCGACAGUGGAGCGCCUGGAUCUAAGAAGUAUCUGACUAAGACGCAGAUGGAGAACUUUCUUAGGACCAAUCCAGGUCUCGUGUCAGCCGCUAGGGAACAUCCGUCUCUGGUAGCCAGCUUCAUGUCGCAAGACGAUCGGGAAAUCGCAAACGAGCUGGUGGCAAAAGUGCUCGGCAAGAACCCCAACACCACCCAUGGUAGCAGAGGAGGAGGACCUCCAACCGCUGGUUCAGUUAAGGCUUCCCCUAAUGGUCCCUCUCACCCAUUUUGAGAGACGCCAGCAUCCUAGGAGAGAAGCCUCCUAGGAGAUAAGGGGAAAAAGCUCCCUCUAGGACGCGCACUAUCUUGAGAUGGAAGAGGACGAUCAUUAGGGUGAGCGCUAAUUCAGGAGUAGGACCACCAGGCUCCGCGGGACCACCAGGAAGCGGCGUUGCACAGGCUCAGGGAGUUUUAGUCCCUCCUCCGUCUGCAGGAGACGCCGAGGUGCCAGGAGGAGGCGAUCAGAGCGGAGCAGGAGUGCAAGAAGCGCCACCGCCGCCGCCGCCGGUACAAUUUCAGUAGUACUGGAUGAUGAUGGUAUUGUCAUAGAAUUGAUUCAUUCAUAAUAACAGAGAACUUGAACAACUUGUUGUAAAGAAAAUCUAUCGGAAUCUAUAGAGAGAUCUUCUCUUAUUCGUUGAGAGAUCGUUAUCAUUGUAAUAUUUCUUCUCCACCUCGUCCUACUGUGAGAGAGAAGUGAUAUAUAAUCUUCUCGUUUGUUGUUGUCUCUUUUCAUGUGAUUAUACCAAUGUUAAAGUUAAUGUUUUGAUGAAUCAAUGCUGUUAUCGUUGUCUAGUUCUAGCUCUAUGGUCUAGACUAUCUCGUCUAUGAUGUUGUAUGUUAUGGAGGCUUGGGACUGCCAGGUGGUAGUGAUGAUGAGAACGGACGGAAGAGAAUGAGAACUACUAGAAACGGACUGAUGAAAACUUCGAGACUUCUAUGAACAAAAUUAACUGUAAGUGCAUAGCUAUCUAAGCAACGAACCACUCAGACUCUGUCUCUGCGGGUGCUACGAACGGCACUAUCAGGGGCAUGCACAUGACAACCAAAGACUGUAGUUGUCCUAUGUAGUUUGUGGCUGUCCUUCUAUGUAGAAGAAGAUGUCUAUCAUCGCAAUCGCCCAGGUAUAAGCACAUAAGAUCAUCAUCUUGGUUUACCUUUCUUCACUAUUUAUCAUAUUGUCUAGCGACCGACGAGCUGACUCCUCCAACCAAGUCUAAAACUGUUGUUGAUCAAAUCUACGUCUUGCUUCUAAACACUGAAACACAUCCAAGUACUACGUACUUCUACAGCUAUGCUCUUCUAUCAAUUUAAGAUGAAUCUAGAUGAGCUGUAGCAGCUUUCAUCUGCUCGUUGUUGUAAGUGUUAAGAAAGAUUCGUUAUACUUUUUGCCAAUAUUAAUGACUAAGAAAGAACUCACUAGAUGAAGAUGAAGAAGAAUUUCUCCAUAGUCUAUCGAAGUGGAGUCUUCUGCUCUCCAGUUGAAUUGAGGUUGUUUGUCGUUGUCCUCCUUUAAUAGACACAUCCCUAUUUACACAAAACAGGUCUUCUACUAACUUCUUUCGAAAAUUAAUCUCCUACUUCGACGAUCCUGUGGGUAUGAUCCUUCGGUUUGAGCUAUGUGAUAUCCGUCUAUCUCUCUAUUUAUUCCGAUUACAAAAAUGGUACUAUUUACAUUUGUUCCAUCACCGAAAUCUGAAAAUGGUGUUGGAGCAACAACAAUGAGUUGGCUAGAAGUGGGUCUACUUCUAUGAGAAAGUCGUAUAAGUCUGUCUUUUUUUUGCCGUCAUUUCAUUCAGCAUCGUAAUUAAAAUUAUAAAGAACUGUUCUCUUUUUCUUUAGACUCUCUCUCGCAUAAUGUAUGUUAGUUAGUUUCUACCAGAUCAGAUGGCGGGUCUCACUUUGAUUCUCUAUUUUUGAGAAUGGACAUUUACAUUGGAGGAGGAAUGUCUCUCUUUUUUUUACUUUGAUCUUUCUUAGUUUUUCAAAAAUUACAAUGUACUAGGUGUUUGUUGUUUUGUUGCUGGCUGACUCCUUAAGACAGGCAGAAAUCAAGAAUUUGAUUCCUCUGUCGUGAGUUCCGCCUCAGGCAACUUCUAUCUUUUUAUAAAUAUGUCGCAUGCAGUGUAGGUCAUUGGAAUACAGAUGAACUACAAUAUGUCAUUUUUUUUUGUGUCGAUAAAGAAGAAGCCUUGUGAGUUUUAUUGAAGUAAAUGGGUACCAACUUAGGGAAGCAUGACAUGACUAAGGGCCGCUUCUACAGAGCUCUCUCAGCUCACAGCAGUCUCUGCGUCUGUCCUGCCCUGAGAGUUGUUUGUGGUUAUAAUUUAGAUGUAACUAUGUUAGUUGUCUGUGAGUUCUGAGAAAUUUAUCUAAUGAUCUCCGACAUGUGAAGAUAAUCUCGAUACGCUUCUUUCAGGACUUCUCCUCCAGUAUAGGUAGGAAUCUUCUAUCAAUGAUGUAUAUGAUGCUGCACUAUGAAGAUGAAUGAAAAUUAUUGUCCACGCACCGCAUGUCCGGAAGUAGUCGCAUUGUGAUUAUAUCAUGUCAUGUUGGUCUGUAUAAGAAUCCCUCUUCAAGAACACACCCGUUUGUGGAUGAGAAGAAGGGGUUUGAUCGUUGAUAAAAAACGCGAUGCAUGUGCCUAAAAACGAUGAACAGAGCUAGCAUUUUUUCUCUUCAUACUAACUACAUUAUGUUGGCGUAAUAUGUUUAUUGCUAUGUAGCUGUAAUACUAGUAUGAAAUUAUACGGGAGAUAAAAGAUUAUACCUCAGCAGAGGAGUGCUGUGCCUAUAAGGGGGACAAGAAGCUUGUAUACAGUUACAGCUUGAUGUUGUGGCGCCAGUGACAAAAGCUCGACGCUCAUGGGUGAGAUGAUUGCUACUAAGUUGCUUCGUACAAAGAACGCUACGAACGCAGGUGGGAUGAUACGUAUGCAAUUCCAUCAGAGCGAAAAAGACUGAAAACAAUGGCAUAGUGGUUUACUCAAUAGACAUGAAGCAUCAUAGUGGUUUACUCAAGAAUAUCGACGGUAGCAAAUACAUAGAAUGAUAUUUUGAGCAAAAUAUAGAACGCCUACGUCGACUUGUUCUGUCUGCUUUGAGGACAGAAGAAGAGUUGUGGCUUCUCUACUCUGCUGCGUUGGCGACAGAAGGAGAGUCGUUCGCGAUGCGUGUUUUUCGAGAAGGUUACGACUUGUUCCCGUGUGUUGGUCUUGGG
Amoebophrya sp. A25 is the source of this 9779-nucleotide messenger RNA. The record is from the annotation of a GenBank genome assembly. Lineage: Eukaryota; Dinophyceae; Syndiniales; Amoebophryaceae.